Molecule: messenger RNA, 6323 nt
Organism: Anopheles arabiensis
Lineage: Eukaryota; Metazoa; Arthropoda; Insecta; Diptera; Culicidae
Gene: sno
Product: protein strawberry notch
Exons: 13
Coding region: 736-5460 (1574 amino acids)
Biological process (GO): regulation of DNA-templated transcription
Cellular component (GO): nucleus
Molecular function (GO): chromatin DNA binding; histone binding
Source: RefSeq, a predicted model, not a curated record
CAGCAAACCUUCGCCUCCCUUGCGGUGCCGCUCUAGUUUCCUGCGAGCACACAGCGAAGGCGACUGCCCGUGCAAGAACGUACCAACCAAUAUACUCGCCAGCCCUUUCCGGAACGCUUCCGGAACGAACGUGCGUAACGAUUGUGUGUGUGUGUGUGCGCGCGAGGGGUAAGGAGUUUGUGUUCCGUUGCGGUUCGGCGUUACAAGGGGACAGUGUCUCCGCACCGGUACAACGACACUCACGCACACACAGGCCGCAGUGCAAAAGCGGAGGGGGGCUUGAUGACCCCGACAGCUUCUACUCCCUGAUUGUUUGGUAACAUCCAAGUGUGCUGUGUGUGCGGGAAGUGGAUUGCGAAAAUUUGCCGUGCGUUGUGAUCCAGGCAGGCCGCACCGUACUUUCAUGUGGCCUGUGGUGCGGAAAAGCGAAUUUGUCGUCGCAAGUCGUGUUUGCUAAACCAGUCGCCUGCCGUUGCGGCAUAAGGUGGUGUGCAGCUUUCCCCCUGCUCGGGGUGGUUCCGGACGGUGCAGAUGUGAGCUCGUGAUAGGAAUAGUGCAUUUGUGUGCGGAUUCAAGUGAUCGGGAAGAGAGAGAAAAAAAACAAGGUUUACAGGGAGAAAUACUGUUCCAUCCACCAAAUCCACCAAACGUUAGUGGCGGAAUUUGUUUGCAAAAAAGCGACAGUGAAAGGAAAGAAAAAUCGACCAAAGCCAGCAGCAGCAGCAGGAAGCAGCUAUGAAUCGGAUGGCUUUGAAGAAAUCCUCCUACGGCAUGGAGGAAGACGACGAUGACGAGGAGGAGGAAGCCGACGAGAAGGUUGGCGGUGGUCGCGGCGGCGGCGGCGGCGGCGAUUCAACCGAUUCCGACUUUGACGACGACGAAGAUCCGGACGAGAUUGAAGUACCAGGCGGCGGCAAAGAUCUGGCCACGGUUGCUACGCUGACGAAAAAGUACAAAACGGAAGCGGCAGCAGGCACAUCGACCGUCGCGGGCACCGGAUUCGGCAUGGCAGCAACCGGCAUUAGCAGCAAAAGCGAUGCAAAGCAGCAGCAGCAGCAGCAACCGGGUCAGAAGGUGCAGCCAGCGCCGCCGGUUCUGAACAAGCUGGCCGGCGGUAACUUUAUCAUUAAGCAACCCUCCAAAGAUUCGAUAGCGGGCGUGAUGAUGGCGAGCGGCGGUGGUUUGAUCGCGGGCAACCGUACGGCAGGCGCCAUCGGCACCGCCAUGAAGCCAACGGGCGGCUCGCGGUUGACCGGACCGGUCGGUACCGGCACGGGGGGCAGUGCGUCGGCGACAGUUGCUUAUACUGCUACUGCACCGUGUCCAUCUUCGUCGACCGGCGGUGGUAACCGUUGGGUCGGGUUGGGUGGCGAAGGUCCCAGCGGUAGCAGCAAACCGAUCGGGAAGGCAACGGCAGCGAUGAUGACGACGGGGACGACGUCGAUGGUGACGACAACAGCAGCAGCACCGCCGAUCACCGGCACGGUACCCCCGGGAGCGACCAGCAUACUGGGCGGGCUGGGCAGCUACUAUCCGCCCGGCAUUGCCACUCUGCUGGCGCAGAUGGAAAUGUCCGGCCUCGGAGGGUAUGGUGGGAACUCAUCGAUAGGCGGCGGUGGUAGCAGCGGUGCGAUUGGCUCCGACAGCGUGAACAAAAUUAUGACAAACCAGCUAAUGCUGCAAAACCUGCAGGCGAUGCUGGUGGCCAAUCCGCACUACCUAACCAGCGGCAUACCGACGCAACUGCUCUCGCAAAUGGUGAUGGCAGAUCCUAGCAAGCUACAACUCAACCAAAUGCCCGAAGAGGAGGAAGCGGAAGAUGAAGAGAUGGGUGUGGCGGAAACGUACGCCGAAUAUUGGCCGGCAAAGCUGAAAAUUGGCAAAAAGCACCCGGACCCGGUAGUGGAAACGGCCUCCCUAUCUUCGGUCGAACCGAGUGACGUCUACUAUCAGCUGUCGAUUCCGCCCGAAACGAUCAACGGUGGGUUGCUGAGCGCCCUUCAGCUCGAGUCGAUAACGUACGCGAGCCAGGCACACGCCCACCUACUGCCGGACGGGACGAGGGCCGGCUUCCUGAUCGGGGACGGAGCGGGUGUCGGUAAGGGUCGUACAAUCGCCGGCAUCAUCUACGAGAACUAUCUGAAGGGGCGCAAGAAGUCGAUCUGGAUAUCGGUGUCGAACGAUCUGCGGUACGAUGCGGAGCGCGAUUUGCGCGACAUUGGAGCCGGCAAGAUUGAGGUGCUUGCUCUUAACAAGCUUAAGUACGCUAAAAUCAACUCCACGGUCAACCACAACGUGAAGAAGGGCGUCAUCUUUGGCACGUACUCGGCCCUGAUCGGGGAGUCGCAGAGCACGGCUGGGAAGUACAAGUCGCGGCUGAAGCAGCUGCUGCAGUGGUGCGGGCCCGACUUUGACGGUGUGAUCGUGUUCGACGAGUGCCACAAGGCGAAGAACCUUUGCCCGGUGGGCUCGAGCAAGCCGACGAAAACGGGCCUGACCGCGCUGGAGCUGCAGAACAAGCUGCCGAAGGCGCGGGUCGUGUACGCGUCCGCCACCGGCGCAUCGGAGCCCCGGAACAUGGCGUACAUGGUGCGGUUGGGCAUCUGGGGCCAGGGGACACCGUUUCCGUCCUUUAACGAUUUUAUACAGGCGGUAGAGAAGCGUGGUGUGGGAGCGAUGGAGAUCGUUGCGAUGGACAUGAAGCAGCGUGGCAUGUACAUUGCGCGCCAGCUAAGCUUCCACGGGGUGACGUUCAAGAUCGAGGAGGUGCCACUGACGAAGGACUUUAAGCAGGUGUACGAUGCGUCAGUGGAGCUGUGGGUGGAGGCGAUGCAAAAGUUUACCGAAGCGGCAGAACUGAUCGAUGCCGAGAGCCGCAUGAAGAAGACGAUGUGGGGCCAGUUCUGGUCGGCGCAUCAGCGCUUCUUCAAGUAUCUCUGCAUCGCCUCGAAGGUGAACCACGCGGUGAAGGUUGCGCGCGAAGCCAUUAAGUAUGGCAAGUGUGUGGUGAUCGGUCUGCAGUCGACCGGCGAGGCUCGCACGCUGGAGCAGCUCGAGCGGGACGAUGGCGAGCUGAGCGAUUUCGUGUCGACGGCAAAGGGUGUGCUGCAGUCGCUGGUGGAGAAACACUUCCCCGCACCGGACCGGAGUCGGAUCAAUCGGUUGCUGGGGCUGGCGGACGGUCGCACACAGCUCGACAGUAUACUGCAAGAUAUUGCCCGCAGCAAGGCGACGGCACCCGCGUCCGGAGGGACGGCUCUCGGGGAUGCGAAGCGAAAGCGUGCCGGAGCUGCCAGCAAGACGGCGGGCGUGCCAAAGACUAAGCGCUCGAGAAACAACGGUUCGUCGGACGAUGAAGGCUCGUCGUCGGACGCAUCGUCGACCGCCUCAUCGCCCCGUCGCUCGAACGAAUCCGACUUCCAGCCGUCCGACAGCGAGCCGGAGGAAAGCGACAACGACCACUACGACAGUGCGGCGAGCCAGAGCGACGAGUACAAUCCGUUCUUCACCGGGUCGGGCAGCGACGACGACGAUCCGUGGGUGAGCAGCAAAACGAAGUCAUCCUCCUCCUCGAGCAAGGUAAAGUCGAAAGGCAAGAGCAAACCACCGGCGACAACGGCGGCAGCGACUGUUUCGUCCGCCGCAGCGCUAGCGCUGGGCACGGGGCGGAAGAAACCGAUCAGCACGCAGGACAAAAUACAGGCCCACCUGACGAAGAAGCAGACCGACACGAAACCGACCACCAUCCAGUCGAGCAAUGGCUUCUCGAUCCAGCUGGCGGGCGGUCCACCGCCGAAGGACGCGAUCGAGCGCGCCUGCCAGAUGAAGGACGAGCUGCUGGCGAAGAUUGAACGGUUGGGCGACCGGCUGCCGGCCAACACGCUCGACCAGCUGAUCGACGAGCUCGGUGGGCCGGAAAAUGUGGCCGAAAUGACGGGCCGGAAGGGGCGCGUCGUGCAGAACGACGACGGUUCGAUACAGUACGAGUCGCGGUCGGAGCAGGACGUGCCGCUCGAGACGCUCAACAUUACCGAGAAGCAGCGGUUCAUGGACGGGUCGAAGGAUGUGGCCAUCAUCUCGGAGGCGGCCUCGAGCGGCAUCUCGCUGCAGAGCGACCGGCGGGUGCGGAAUCAGCGACGGCGCGUCCACAUCACGCUCGAGCUGCCGUGGUCGGCCGACCGGGCCAUCCAGCAGUUCGGCCGUACGCACCGUUCCAACCAGGUCAAUGCACCCGAGUACAUGUUCCUUAUCUCCGAUCUGGCCGGCGAGCGGCGGUUCGCCUCGACCGUGGCAAAGCGGCUGGAAUCGCUCGGUGCGCUUACGCACGGUGACCGGCGGGCGACGGAAACGCGCGACCUGUCCCAGUUCAACAUCGACAACAAGUACGGCCGGACGGCGCUCGAGUCGGUGAUGAAGACGAUCAUGGGGUACGAGUCGCCGAUCGUGCCACCGCCCGCCGACUAUCGGGGCGACUUUUUCAAGGACGUGGCGGGGGCGCUCGUGGGCGUCGGGCUGAUCGUGAACAGCGAGCAGAUGCCGGGCGUGCUGAGCCUCGACAAGGACUACAACAACAUCUCCAAGUUCCUGAACCGCAUCCUCGGCAUGCCGGUCGAGCUGCAGAACCGGCUGUUCAAGUACUUUACCGACACGCUGGAGGCUACGAUCGAGCAGGCGAAAAAGCGGGGCCGGUUCGAUCUCGGGAUAUUGGAUCUUGGUGCAGCGGGAGAGAACGUAACGCGCAUCAAGCUGAUUCGGUUCGCGCGCAAGCACGCGACUGGCAUUGCGCCAACCGAGCUGCACGUGGUGAAGGUGGAGCGUGGCAUGAUUUGGCAGGAAGCGAUCGACAAGUGGUCCGAGCUUGGCGGUGAAAAGGAAGGCUUCUACAUCUCGCAGCAUCCGCGCAACGGCAAGUACAACGUGGUGCUGGCGAUCGAGAUCGAAAAUCCGGCCAAGAAGAAGGCACUAACGGCCGGCGGGGGGGCCAGCGAGUUGAAGGGCAAGAAGGAAGCGAUCCUGUUCCAGAUCUACCACCCGAACACGGGCCUCCAGUUUAAGCACGAGACGCUGGCCGAGCUGGAGAAGAAGUACAAGAAGGUGCUCAGCACCGAGGCGGAACCGCACUGGACGCAGCUGUACGAUGCGUCGAUAAACACCUGCUCGCACAGCUACUGGAAGGGCCAGUGCCGGAACGUGUCGCUCGGUCACGAAUGUGAGAUUGGUUUGCGGCGACGUACGUACAGUGUGCUGUCCGGCUCGGUACUCGCGGUCUGGGCGCGGGUCGAGAACAGUCUGGCCGCCCGCAUCGGCAACCAGUCCCGGCUGCAGGUGAUUCGGCUGAAGACGAAGGAAGGCGUCAAGAUUGUCGGUACGCUCAUUCCAAAGAACUGCGUCGAGCAGCUGGUCAAAGAUCUGGCCAGCGAUUCGGAGAAGGUGGACGAGGUGAUCUUUGACGAACAGUAGAGCAGGAGGUCCCGAUCGAAGUAGGGUUUGGCCGCAUCCCGGUACAUGUUCUUUUUGUUGUUAUUUGACAAAACUUCACACCCUCCCACGAUAUGCGAGAGGAAAAGGUUCCUACACAAACGGCACGACUAUUGUAUAGGCGGUUCGCGCGGUACUGAUUUUGGGGUUCGAUUGAACCCGAGCCCGAUUAGAAGAUUUUCCUUACACUUAAGAACGUUUAUCGGACGGACUCCUGACCAACUUAUUCAUCAUCCCCUCUCUCUGGAAAGCUGUGACGUGCGAUGGUGUACGUCUUUAAACGAGAACACAAGAUCCCUGACAAAGGUGUCGUGAUAAAGGUAGAUCGAUCGCAAAGAACGACAUUCAAACGAUAGAGAGAGAGAGAGAGAGAUGCUUAGUCACGAUAGCGUGUUUUAUUCCUCCCGGUAGCACUUAUCGGUUUAGCUUUUUGUUUGUUUUUUUUUUGUUUCGUCCUUAGAGAGACUGUCCUUCGAAGAAGAACUCAUGUUUGUUGUAAAGUUUGUGUACAAAUUAUCUCUUAGUUAACGGAUCCAUCAUCGUCCCCCUCCCCCUUCACGCCGAUACUUUUAACUUACAAACCCCCCCGAGAGUCAGCGUCGUGUGCGUGUCGAAGGCGUUGCGGUGUUUCGUUUUAAUUUCGGGGACGUUUCUUCCGCCGGGACUGCCGCCGCGCGCACACGUGUUUGGCGUGUUUUGCUUUAAUACUUUAACGUACGUUACGCCGGCUCCCUCCCCCCACCCCCCUUCGUCACUUCUAGGGAGCGUGGGUAGAGCGAGAUAUUUCUCCCGUCAUUUCGGAAGGAUAGCAAAAUAAACAGGAUUUAGAGAAGUCAUACAUUCAA